AUGCUGUCUGUUAUAUAUCGCGUCAAGUUCAUUGUAAAGCCAAUCUUUUUUAUAUACCAUUUGUUGUAUAGGAUAUUUUGGUCUGGAUUGAAUGGACGUAAUAUAUUUCAGUUGGUCUUAAACUUUUCCAUCAACUUUUCACCAGUAUUCAUAUGGCUAAUGAUAUUUAAGAAUGCCGGAUUGAUUCCUAAAAGCAUCAGGCCAUCUAUUCAUGUUGAAGCUGCAAUGAAGCUCGACGAGUUUAUUUUUAACUUCAGGGAUGUUCCCUUUGGUUCCGCCAUUUCCUUCCUUAUAUUGUUGAUGGUCUCCUACCUAUUUUACAAGUUGAUUUAUUCCAAGAAGUGCCUGACAUCUUAUUACUAUCAAAAAGAGAUUUACGCUUUGAAUAAUAGACUGCCCCCCUCAUCUUCUGAAUCGAGUAUUAGCACAAUUUUAGACUUAGAGGAAAACUCGGAAUAUGAACUUUCUAAUCUUCAAGAAUUCGAUUCUGGCUACUUAUCACCUGCUCCUGGUGACUUUCAAGAAGAUAGGCAUAUAGGGGAUUUAGAAUAUUUUGCCACUUCGUCAUACAAUUCCAUAUCAUCAAGUGCAUCUUUAAUUAGCAAAAAAAUUUUACAUCAUAUGAAACCAGGAAAGUCUUAUAGGCCAUAUAAUUGUUGGUAUCUUGCGCCUCCGUUAUUAUUGGCGUUUAGUUGGCUUCUUCUCAAUAUUGCAUAUGUGUUAAAAGAUAAUAUUAACUCAAAAAAAGACAUCUUAGCAUGGUUUUCCUAUGUUAUAUGCCACUUUUUUGUCCCCCUUUUCACAGCCAUUUGGCUCUAUGUUUUCCACGCUCCAGGAGCAUUGAAAUUAUUCUCAUUUGGUCUCGGAAUGCAAAACAUCGCAGGGGUUUUGACCCACUUACUCUUUCCCACAGCGCCGCCCUGGUAUAUACAUUUGGAUGACAAAAACAAAACGGCUUCAUAUGACUUUCCUGGUUAUGCCGCUGGAUUAACUAGAGUCGAUAUGGCAAUGGGCACUCACAUGCAUUCAAAGGGUUUCCAUAUGUCACCAAUUGUGUUUGGUGCGGUUCCAUCAUUACAUUCGGCCAUGGCCACAAUGGUAUUUUUCUUCAUCAGUUAUUAUUCACGCUGGAACAUCCUCAAGGUCUUAGCAUUAUGCUUUGUCGUACUUCAGUGGUGGGCUACGAUAUACCUUGACCAUCAUUGGAGAGUAGACUUACUCAUUGGAAUGUUUUAUUCGAUCAUAGCAUACACCAUUCUCUUCAGAUCGAAAAGAGGCUUAAAAAAAGUUGAUAGAGACUUUGUAAAAGCUAAACUUCGCUUCGACUUCAAGCGUGGUAGUACGAUGGGUAUGAGAACCUUCAGGAAUACGAAAUUGCAAAAUUUCUUUGAUCCUUUAUCGUGA
Priceomyces carsonii is the source of this 1404-nucleotide messenger RNA. RefSeq names its product inositolphosphotransferase (gene IPT1). Gene Ontology annotation, molecular function: inositol phosphoceramide synthase activity. The transcript has a single exon. Lineage: Eukaryota; Fungi; Ascomycota; Pichiomycetes; Serinales; Debaryomycetaceae. Gene Ontology annotation, cellular component: inositol phosphoceramide synthase complex. Bases 1 to 1404 code for a protein of 467 amino acids. The record is from RefSeq and is a predicted model, not a curated record. Gene Ontology annotation, biological process: sphingolipid biosynthetic process; inositol phosphoceramide metabolic process.